AAAAAACAGGAAAACCCGGUCCCCGAUUCUUGUCAGACUCAAACAAUGAGACUCAAAUCAUAAAUGCCAUUUUCAUAUUUUGUCAAAUGUUAUUUAAAAUUAGUGUGUUUGUAUUGUACUUGUCCUGCACAAUUUUUUUAUAAUAAUAAUAAGAAAUAUCAAUUAAAUUUAUUUUAUUAACGUCUUACAAGUUACAUUUCACAUUUGAAAUGGAGGUUGUGAGGAAAAAUUUUAAAGAGGCGUUGCCAUUAAUUAGUGCUUCGAUUGACAAAGCGGACUUUUUAGUGAUAGAUACUGAAUUUACUGGACUAAUAAACGGACGGGACGUGUCUGCUUUCGACACUCCAGAAGAGUACUACUAUUGUUUGUUAAAAGGUGCUAAGGACUUUUUAUUGAUACAGUACGGGUUGUGUGCCUUCUACUGGGAUCACAAUAGGAAGUGUUAUAUGAAUGACACCUACAACUUCUACUUAUUCCCACGAGGAAAGGUAGGAACUGAGAAAAUGUUUUUGUGCCAGAGUUCCAGUUUGGAUUUCCUUGGAGCACAAGGGUUCGAUUUUAACAAGGUAUUUAAAGAAGGCAUAUCGUACAUGACAGAGCCAGUAGAGACACGGUUAAGAGAAAACUUGUUAGAAAAACAAAAGACUCAAGCCAAGGAGAAGGAUGCUAUAACCAUUCCUGAUGAACACAAAACAUUUGUUGAAGAUGUGUGUAAUCAAGUUCGGCAAUUUAUAGAUGAUAAUAAAUCUGACGAGAUGGAGAUAGAGAAAUGCAAUUCUUUCGUUAGGUUACUUCUCUUCCAAGAGAUAAGGGCACGCUUCAAAGAUGAAGUCUUGAUUGAAUCAAAAAUUUUGGAAAACAAAACCAGGGUAUUAAAAGUUAUAAGGAUAAAGUCAGAGGACGACACUAAGAAUUAUAACGCGCAGAAGAAUGAACGCGAGUGGGAAGAAUUGGAAGAAGCUGUCGGAUUUUCUAAAGUGGCACGGAUGAUCAGUCAAUCGGGGAAGCUAGUGGUAGGUCACAACAUGUUGCUGGAUAUCCUGCACACACUCAAUCAUUUCUUCCAGCCACUGCCGCUGGACUACAACUCUUUCAAGGAAUUCAGUAAUUGCAUGUUCCCAGUGUUAUUAGACACCAAGUAUAUGUCUAGUUUGCCGCCGUUUAAGGACAGAGUAAAUUCGAGUGUAUUGCAGCAUUUAUUCUCCACUUUAUCUAGCAAACCGUUUUCGAUACCUACAGUCGGAUCGCUGGAGGGUCGCGGGUACCGGCGCGCCGAUGACAAGCACCACGAGGCGGGGUUCGACGCGUACGUGACGGGGCUGUGCUUCCUGGCGAUGCACGGACACCUGUCGCGCAUGCGCGGCGAGGAGCACGCCCGCCCCAGCGCCACCUCCGCCGUGCUCAAGCCGUUCCUCAGCAAGCUGUUCCUGUGCAAGACGGCGCACCAGGACUCGCCUUAUAUGAAUCUCGCGGGCGCUGAUCCGACGCCGUCGAGAGACCACGUGUUUCAUUUAACAUUUCCUAAAGAAUGGCAGAGGAAUGAUAUCAACCAACUUUUUAGCCCAUUUGGCCCGGUGACGGUGCAGUUCGUGGAGGACACGAGCGCGCUGGUGGCGCUGUCGCGGCGCGAGCAGGCGGCGGGCGUGCUGCGCGCGCUGCAGGCCCGCGACGGCGUGGCGCUGCUGCCCUACUCCACCUACAAGCGACUGAUACACCAGACGUCCUCAAGGAGCGACGCAGCGUCCGGCGACUGUAAGACAGUACAUCCAUCUGAAAUAAAAGCGCGGCAAGUAUUAGCAAGUAACGUGAGCCCGCCCACACCUCAGUCUUCGCCGGUGCCGGUGAGAGUGCCACGUGAAAGGACCCGCAGUGUCCCGUCGCCGGCCAUCGCGACCCCGCCUGCGCCCGCGCACCCGCCCGUGCUCGCGCCCGCACCUGCGCAUGCACCCAUCACGUGCAAGAGGACUUCCUCAGGAGUGUUUCAGACGUGUUCGAACCGCCGCCGAAAAAAUUCGGAUACAGCCGAUACCGACUCACACGUGUCGCACAAACGGCCCAACACUCCGAACAACGGCCAUCAAGAGUCAUCAAGAACGGCCAAACAAGAGAAAGUUAAAGGAAACAAGAAGAUAAUAGAAAAAUUUGACAGUGAAAGCAAGUCGCACUGUGUGACAGCUUUCAAAGAAAGCGAUAGUUGGGAUUAAGUUGCAUAAUAUAAAUAUACUUAAUCUGUG
Manduca sexta (tobacco hornworm) is the source of this 2234-nucleotide messenger RNA. RefSeq names its product poly(A)-specific ribonuclease PARN (gene Parn). The transcript has 14 exons. Gene Ontology annotation, biological process: nuclear-transcribed mRNA poly(A) tail shortening. The record is from RefSeq and is a predicted model, not a curated record. NCBI's taxonomy places the organism in Eukaryota, Metazoa, Arthropoda, Insecta, Lepidoptera, Sphingidae. Gene Ontology annotation, molecular function: metal ion binding; poly(A)-specific ribonuclease activity; RNA binding. The coding region runs from base 210 to 2204 and encodes 664 amino acids. Gene Ontology annotation, cellular component: nucleus; cytoplasm.